AUGAGUACCACAUCUUUUGGAGGAUAUAUUGUUAAAAAUAAAGAACAAUACGAACGAAUCUCCCGUGCUGUCUAUGUGAGGAAAUCAGUAAGACUUCUGAGACUUGAUAGGGGAUUUAGAAAAGACAUGGACACAUUACAAGUCGUAUGUGGACUUUGUGAUUGGUCAGGACAACUACUAUUCUAUCAAACGCAUCUCGAACAAUGUCACAAGCAAUACGUAUGUUCGUUCUGUAGUAGCAUAUUUGAUUCUCAAUUGCUAUUAAACGAACAUGAAGAAAACGCGUGUCCGAAAAAGCCAGUGUACUGUUGUCUAAAAGAAUUCGGAUGUAAAGAACAGAUGUUGCGCAGCGAAUUGAAAACUCAUUAUCUAACGGAAGAGCAUGGUAGAAGUUUGACAGCAUGUGUGGUUGAAAUCCAAAAAAUGCAAUCGAGUACAGAUGUCGAUAUGAAAACGGAAGCAUCGAGUUCAGCAUUCGAAACAUCGACAAAGGCAUCUUUAGCGACAGAGCUGAAUGAAAAUGACGAUACAAUGGAGGAAGUUUUUAAAGUAUUGGGUCUUUUCUCUGCUGGUGCUCGAAGUGUAAGAGAAGAACUUCAACGUUUGGCUCAAGAAGAAGCGCAAAUGAAUCGAGCUGUUGAAGAGACAGAAAAAAACUACUCAUCCAUCAGAACAUCGACGGAAGAUUCAAAGAACAUGUUAAGCGCGAUACAAACAAAUUUGACCGUUCUUCGAGAAGAUCUAUUAAUGUUGAACACUCGAUUCGAAGAACAACAAGUCACUUCUAAUGAUGGUAUACUCAUCUGGAAAAUUACUGGAGUUAGUACGAAAUUCAAUGAUGCUCGGUCCGAACGACAAACAUCAAUCUACUCACCGCCAUUUCGAUCAUCACCAUCGGGGUAUCUUAUGAGGGCUCGUCUAUAUCUUUUCGGCGAUGGGAAUGCACGGCGUACACAUAUUUCUCUAUUUUUUGUGCUGUUACGUGGUCAACACGAUUCUAUUCUGCCGUUUCCGUUCAAUCCUAAAGUAACAUUUUGCCUCUACGAUCAAACUCCAGCGAAAGCUCACAUUGUGGAAUCGUUUCGACCUGACCCAAAGUCGAACAGUUUUCAACAACCGCGCUCGGAUAUGAACAUCGCAAGCGGAAUUCCCAGAUUUGCUCCUCUAAAAGUAAUCGAAGAUUCUGACACUCCCUACGUCAAAAAUGAUACAAUGUUCAUCAAAGUAAUUGUGGACUUUGAAAAUAUUCCGAAAGUAGUCGUACCAUUCGCCGCAAAAUUAAAUCCGGGUUUACCUACGCAUAUUCAGCAUAGACUAAUUCAACGCGAAAUCGAACAGAGAGCACAAGCGGCCAAACCAACGAACUUGAUAUCUACGGAUAACAAAAUAGAAACAAAUAAAAGCUGA
Molecule: messenger RNA, 1407 nt
Organism: Adineta ricciae
Lineage: Eukaryota; Metazoa; Rotifera; Eurotatoria; Adinetida; Adinetidae
Source: the annotation of a GenBank genome assembly